Frieseomelitta varia is the source of this 2552-nucleotide messenger RNA. Its product is annotated as dnaJ homolog subfamily C member 1-like. The record is from RefSeq and is a predicted model, not a curated record. The transcript is spliced from 7 exons. NCBI's taxonomy places the organism in Eukaryota, Metazoa, Arthropoda, Insecta, Hymenoptera, Apidae. Gene Ontology annotation, cellular component: endomembrane system. The coding region runs from base 296 to 1591 and encodes 431 amino acids.
CUAACACGGAUUUGAGUUCUAUUCUUUUUUUCUUUUUUUCCCGUCUAUAUAGUCGAUGCGUUUAAUACACACGGCCUAUGUUCUCGUAUCUUAACCUCACUUGAAUUUGCGAUGUGGCACUUGGUGUUUUAACAUAUUUCGCACAUUUGCUCGCGAGGGAUCGAUUUGAUUUAAAUAAAUAAUGGUCACAGCGUAGUGUCACAGUAACAAACGUGCUUGGGUCAAAAAGGAGCGAAAUCUUUCGAUGGAUAUGAUUGUAUAUACUUAGCGAAUAAAAAAAAAAGAAGAAAAGAAAAUGAGAGUUUCGUUAUUACUGAUUUUUCGAAUUUUGUACUUUUUCAAUGUAUACGAUGCCGCGAAUGCUUGGGACAAUGAUGAAUUGGAGGUGUUCGACGUCGUCGAGGAAGUCAACCAAAAUUUCUACGAAGUCCUUGGUGUUCCACAGAGCGCGAACGCUUCGGAGAUUAAGAAAGCUUUCAGACGUUUGUCACUGCAAUUACAUCCGGAUAAAAAUCCUGCAGAAGACGCAGAGCAACAGUUCAGAAAAUUGGUUGCUGUCUACGAUGUCUUGAAGGAUCCUGGAAAACGUCAGCGGUAUGACAACGUGUUGAUCAACGGAUUACCAAACUGGCGAUCAGCCGUGUAUUAUUACCGCCACGUGCGGAAAAUGGGACUUCUAGAAUUAGGGAUAAUUUUGUUUCUACUGAUUACUGUCGGACAAUAUGUAGUCUCGUGGGCUGCAUAUUUCGAGAAGAGAUACACAUAUGAGCAAGUUUUAGGCAGUAAACUUCAAAAGAUGCAAAAGAAGAAUAAGAAGGGAAAGAUGGACGUGCCAGACUUAGCGGAUAUUUUGGAGAAAAUUCCGACGCCAACUAUUUGGAACACUCUCCCAUUUCAAUUUCCAAGAUGGAUAAUUGCCUUUACGUUGUCCAUACCUGAAAUUGUUCGUGUCAUGAAUUGUAUACUAGAAGAGAGGAGACGUAGAAAGAAACAGAAGGAGGAAGAGGCAUUGAUACAGGAAAAUGAACAACCAGAACCCGAAUUCACGUCUCGUACAAGGAGACGCAGGACUGGUUUCACGCCACAAGAAAGGAGUGGCAAUGGCGUGAAAGAAAUGUCGAAGAAGGACCAGAUAAAUCAUAUUUACCAAAAACCUGCUGUUUCUGGGGGAUUGUGGACGGACGAUGAUAUAUUAGAAUUAAUAAAACUCGUAAAGAAAUAUCCUAGUGGUACAUCAGAGAGAUGGGAUAAGAUUGCGGACGCAAUGAAUCGUACAGUCGCCGAAGUUACACACAUGGCGAAAAAGAUAAAAGACGAAGGAUUAAAACCCGGCUCGCCUGCAGAGGAGAAUGUGGUGGAAGAACGUUCAAAAAAAACGAAGACACGUGCCGAGAACGUAGAGAAUAUUAGUGAGUGGAGUCAAGAGCAACAAAGAGCUCUAGAAGCGGCUCUUAUAAAAUAUCCCAAAGGUACAUCUGCAGAUAGAUGGGAAAAAAUCGCAAAUUGCGUUGAAGGGAAGAGCAAGGAUGAAUGCCAAGUAAGGUAUAGACAGUUGGUGGAAUUAGUCAAAAAGAAACAGCAUACUCAAUAGUCUGCCAUGUACAAGAUGUUCCUUCAACAAGAGUGUAGUUCAAUAUAAAUCGAAUCAAUCCAAACGAGAAAACGCAAAGAAAAAACAUAAUUUUCAAUCUUAAGAUGAAAUAUAUUUCACGGCUGUUAUACAAGGUGUUUAUAAGGUGAAUUAAAAAUUACUUAAAAGUACUCUUAUACAAAGGAGGUAUGUUGAGAGUAAUUAAGAGAAAAAGAAAACUUUAUACGUAAGAAAGAACAAUUAUUUCUACAUCAUUUUAUUAUUAAAUGUUUGUGGAGAAUGUAUUUAUUUAAUAAAUUUAAUAAUUAAUUCAGAGGAAAAGACUGACAAAAGAUAUGAUAAUUAAAUACUUUCCUGUUCUCUGAGACUGAUACACUGUAUCGUUUUAGCUUCGAAAACAAAUUGUAAAAAAUAAUCAUGCCGAAUAUAUAUAACACAUUUCUUGUAUUAUUAAUAUAAUUCACGUAUAUAGAUGAACUAUAUUAAGUUAAUCGAUAUUAGACUCGGAAAACUAAGUAACUUGUAUUGUACUUGUUAUUAUCAGUACAAACAAAUUCCGUCUUAAAUAUUUUUCGAGAUCUAAUGCAAAAAUUAUACUUUAAAAUAAAAAAACAGUGGGUUCUGUCUCUUGCAUUCUCAGUGUAAAUAUUUAAAAGGCUAUAAAUUUGCAAUGAAUGAAGCAACUACCCACGAAUUAUUGUGUAUAAUUUGUCUUACUUAAGAAAUCAUAAAUAUACAUAUAAACACGAAGAACUAAUAUUAUGAUUUCAACAUGUAUUUUAUAAUUAUCAAAAUGAAAAGCAACGUUUUAUGUAAUUAAUGUUUAAUUUUGUAUUAUACGCGAUGAAAUGAAGAAAACAACUAGUAUAUCCGAACUAUUUAUUGGUGUUAGUUCUUAAAUAAUGACUGUACAAAAUACUAUUUACAAAUUGUAUAAUAAACGUUUUAAUUACGUCUUCUU